ACAUGUAUCAGUACCAAAAGCACCUGCAAUACCAAAUGUUUAGGGUUUAGCCGUUCUGCUUCAUAUCCGACUAUAUGUGGGCCGCUCUACGAUCUCGCUCCCUCCUAUUUUCAGCUCAAUCUUCAUCAUCUUCUGCAUUCUUCCGACCAUGGAAGCAAGGGCUUCUCGGCCUCAACUUCACCACCUCCGCUUCGUCCUCUACCAGUGAUAGAGGCCUGCUGGAUCUUCAGGAGAUCGAGAAUGUUCUGAGUGACGUUAGAGCAGACAACGUGAAGGUCAUACCGGCCCCGAAGCACUGUGACUGGGCCGAUUUCAUGGUGGUCGCCACCGGUAGGUCUACCUGGCACGUCAAGAAUAUUGCUCAAGCCCUAAUCUAUAAGGCUAAGCAAAAGCAGAAAGGAGCGGCUCGGUUAGUGCUGCCAAGCGUGGAAGGGGAAGAGGGAGGAAAGUGGAUUGUCAUCGACUCGGGCAAAGUGAUUGUUCAUGCUCUUGAUGAGAAGGCUAGAGAAUACUACAAUUUGGAGGGUCUGUGGACCACAGACAAAUCCCAAAACGACACGGCCCAGGAUUUGGAAAAAGCUUUCGUGAAGGUUCGUCCCAAGAACAACUCCAAAAAACGACCGCAACAAAGUGCAUGAUGCUUUUGCCCAUACGAUGUAGUUUGUCCAACUCAACGUUCUAGUUUCUAUGUCAUAAAGCUUCAUGUAAACUGUGGAUUGUUAUCUAUUCAGGUUGUUCUUGCA
Juglans microcarpa x Juglans regia is the source of this 743-nucleotide messenger RNA. Its product is annotated as protein Iojap-related, mitochondrial. The transcript has 4 exons. The record is from RefSeq and is a predicted model, not a curated record. Gene Ontology annotation, biological process: negative regulation of translation; negative regulation of ribosome biogenesis. Bases 75 to 638 code for a protein of 187 amino acids. Lineage: Eukaryota; Viridiplantae; Streptophyta; Magnoliopsida; Fagales; Juglandaceae. Gene Ontology annotation, molecular function: ribosomal large subunit binding.